AUGCUGUCUGAGAAGACAUCAAUUCUGGGCUCGCAGCCCUCCAAGGGCCGCUCUCUAGCCUAUCAUCUAUAUAGUGUUUAUCUGUUCACUCGAAACGACUUCAAAGUUAUUCUCUACCCACAAACAGCAGUGGGCAUUUUCCAGGCCCUGGCCGGAGGAUUGUUAACGACGAAUUCCACGCCGAGUCUGGGAAUGAUCCUGGCUCGAUUACCUCUUGUGGCCUUCUGGAACUGGCUGAAUCUAUUGGUGUUCAACCUCGCGAACCAGCGGUUACCCAACUCUGUCAUCGAAGACUCUGUCAACAAGCCAUGGCGUCCCAUUCCGGCUGGCCGGAUCACGCCGGACGAAGCCCGUCGACUACUCUUGGUUCUCAUUCCACUGGGCGUUAUCCUCUCAUACUUCAUUGGCGGCUUGCGUGAAACCGCCGCCAUGCUCGUACUUACCUGGAUGUACAACGACCUGGCUGGCGCAGACGAAAACUACAUUGCGCGCAACGUCCUCAACGCCGCAGGCUUUAUCUGCCAUGGAUCCGGCUCCACCACCAUCGCAGCCGGGUAUGGCCAGUACGAACUAAACCCAGCGGCCUACGUAUGGCUGGGAGUGAUUGGACUCAUCGUUCUCAUGACCAUACACGUUCAAGACAUCCCAGACAUCGAGGGUGACGCCGCUCGGGGUCGACUCACGCUACCAAUCAUCCACGGCCAACAAGCCGCUCGUAUCUCUGUGGCCGUCGGCGUUCUGUUCUGGUCCAUCGUCUGCCCCAAGUUCUGGGCUUUGGACGUUGUGGGUUACCUCAUUUUGCUGGGCCCUGCCGGGCUAAUUGCCUAUCGGACCAUGCAGCUGCGGUGGGUGUUGGCGGAUGAAGUCACCUAUCAGCUGUGGUGUGUUUGGUUGAUUUUGAUCUAUUUGCUGCCUCUUUACAAGAACCCGGCGGUUCUGACGCAGGCCCUAGACUGGUUUUGGCGAUAUGCUGCUGCGGCAGUGUCGGGCUAUCUGUUUUUUUGA
Aspergillus melleus is the source of this 1005-nucleotide messenger RNA. Its product is annotated as UbiA family prenyltransferase. Lineage: Eukaryota; Fungi; Ascomycota; Eurotiomycetes; Eurotiales; Aspergillaceae. The coding region runs from base 1 to 1005 and encodes 334 amino acids. Gene Ontology annotation, cellular component: membrane. The transcript has 2 exons. The record is from RefSeq and is a predicted model, not a curated record. Gene Ontology annotation, molecular function: transferase activity, transferring alkyl or aryl (other than methyl) groups.